AGCUUAGCACUACCUUAGUAAUGUAAACAUGAACCGACUGAAAGGUUUGACGAUCACCUUUUUGUGGUACUUAGUAAUUAGUAGUAGUGUUAAUUUUCAUUUUGCGGAAUGUGCGAAAAAAUCAUCUUCGAGCCCACCUCCAUCCAGCAACCAUGUAGAGCCCGUUAUAGAAGAAGUUAAUGCAAAACAAUUAGAAAGGAUAUUACUGGAUAAGGAUUAUGUAGCUGUAUUCUGGUAUACCAGAAGUUGUGUCACAUGCGACAAAGUAUUGGCUGAGCUUGAAAAAAUUGAUGACGAGACUGAUUCAUUUGGUGUUGACUUUGUCAAAAUUAAUGACAAACGCUUGGCAAAACAAUAUGGAAUCAAAAACUUUCCCGCUUUGACUUAUUUUAGAGAAAAAGAGCCAAUCAUUUAUGAUGGUGACUUAAUGAACGAGGAAUCUCUUUUGGAUUUCUUGACAUCAUUGGAAGCCAUGGAUUUACCUGACCGCAUUGAAGAAGUUAAUGGUAAAAUAUUGUCUAAAAUUGUCGAUGACACUGAAUACAUUGCUGUGCUAUUUUGUAAGUAUGCAAUAUUAUUUAUCGUUUUUCAAACUGAGUACCACUAUUUUUGUGUAACAUACAUAGAUAAAUCUGACUGCAAGAAGAGCGCAAAAGCCUUGAUGGAACUGGAAAACAUUGACGACGAAGCAGACCAAUUGGGAAUCGCUUUCGUUAAAAUCAAUGAUGAGGAAUUGGCCAAUGAAUACAAUUUGGGUGAAUUGCCGAAAUUAGUUUAUUAUCGCCAUCAAAUUCCUAUCAUUUACGAAAAUUCGUUGGCUCGCGAGGAAGAUGUCUUAGAAUGGUUAAUUGAAAAUAAAUCUACAGGAGAUGAUGAUGAUGCUAUUGAAGAUAUUAGUAGUGGACGCACUCUCCAAACCCUGAUAACAAACGCAGAAAGGCUUGUAGUUUACUUUUAUAUUAAAGACGACGAGAAAUCUGAAACAAUUCUAAACGAACUUGAAAAUAUCGACGAUGACUUGGACAAACACGGAGUUCAGUUAGUAAAAUCAGAUUACAACAAUGCUUUGCCAGCUUAUGGAGUAAAAAAGGUACCCGCCUUGGUUUAUUUUGAAAAACAAGAGCCUCUUGUAUACUCUGACAACUUGGAGGACGAAGAAGAAGUACUUGCAUGGUUACAGGAACAAUUUGGUAGUGAAGAGAUUGAAGAUGUAACAAGUGAAGGAUUAGAAGAGUUAGUAAAGUCAGGAAAAUCAGUGUUGGCCUUGUAUUACGAUAGUAAUGAUAAAAAGUCUAGUAAAAUUCUAGAUUUGUUAGAAGAUAUUGAUGAUGAUCUAGAGGAAAUGGAUGUGGAGUUUGUUAAGAUUGAUAGUCACGAGGAAUUAAAGGGAAACAAAGGUCAUCUCAAACUCGUUCUUUAUGAAAAAGGAAUCCCACAAAAUUACGACGGAAAUAUUGCAAACAAAGAUGCUAUACUAAAAUGGGUUCAAGAGGAAACAAAUUCUGACGAGAUCGAGGAUAUCACGGAUGAAAUGUUGGAUGACAUCAUCGAUAAAAUGGGACAUGUAGCAGUUUUGUUUUAUGACAAAGAUCAGAAGAAAUCCAAAAAUGUCCUCGCUGAGUUAGAAAAUAUUGAUGAUGAAUGUGAUCAGCACGAUAUCGCCUUUGUUAAAAUUGACGAUGAAGGUGAAGCUAAAGAAUGGGGAAUAGAUGAAUUUCCAACUCUUGUCUUUUACGAAGAUGGUAUUCCACAUGUUUAUGAAGGUGACCUUAUGAAAGAAGAAUCAGUCCUUAACUGGCUGAUUCACCAGAAAAAAUUCGAAGAAAUUCCUGAGAUAACAGAUGAAAUGAAAGACAAAUUGAUUGAAACAGAGGAACAUCUAGCUGUUAUAUUUUAUGACAAAGAAGACAAACAAGAUAUCAGGAUUUUGAAUGAGCUAGAAAACAUCGACGAUGAAUUAGAAAAAGAAGGCAUUGUGAUAGUUCGAAUGGAUGACGAAGAUGAGGCAAAAGAAUAUGGUUUGGAUGCUUUACCUGCUCUUGUUUACUUUGAGAACCAUAUUCCCACCAUCUAUGAAGGCGAUUUGAUGAACGAAGAAGAAGUUCUUGAAUGUAGUCAAGAAGAUGAUUGUGAAAAUAGUUUCUGGGAUUCAUUGCUUAUCAAUCAAAAAAAUUCAGAUACUAUUGAAGAAGUCACCGACGAAAUUCUCCUAGAUUUGAUCAAUGAACACGAAUAUGUAGCCGUUUAUUUUUCCGGAGCAUGCGACGAAGGAGACAAAUGCGAUAAAAUUUUGGACGACUUAGAAAAUAUUGAUGAUGAACUCGACGAGGCAGGAAUUUUGUUUGUUACAACUGAAGAUACAACUUUAAUAAAGAGAUUUAAUAUUAAAAACCCACCUCAAUUAGUCCUCUUCCGGAACAAGGAAGUUUUAUCCUACACAGGAGAUUUGAGUGACGAAGAUGAAGUGUUGGCCUGGUUAACAGAUGAAAACACUUUGGAAAUACCUGGAAAAAUUGAAGAAGUCAACACAAAGAUGUUGGAUAAAAUCUUAGCCGAAAACGAUUAUGUAGUUGUUUUCUUCUAUCUUGAUGGAGACAAAAAGGCGCAUAAAAUUCUCAAUGAAUUAGAAAACAUUGAUGAUGAAUGUGAAGAAAAAGAUAUUAGUUUUGUCAAAACAUCGGAUGAAGGAAUCGAUGAUGAAUAUGAUAUUCAAUCGAUGCCAGCUCUUGCAUUUUACAGACAUAAAAUCAGGACUAUGUAUACAGGAAAUCUCAUGAAUGAAGAUGAAAUUUUACAAUGGGUUCUAGACUUGUAUGAGUCAAAAGUCGAUGUUAUUGAGUCCGUUGACAGGAAAACAUUACAAGUUCUUAUCCGUGACAACGAUCACUUGGCCGUAUUAUUCUAUUCGGAUGACGAUUGUGAUGAUUGUGAACAAGUAUUGGAAGACUUAGAGACCAUUGAUGAUGAUACAGAUAAACAUGGUAUCUUAUUCGUUAAAUCCGAUGACGAAAAAUUGGCUCACGAUAUUGGCAUCUUUUCAUUUCCAUCCUUGGUAUAUUAUGAAACGAGUGUACCAAUAAUGUACGACGGUAAAUUCACUGCUGACGAUGUUUUAAGUUGGAUUAUUGAACAAAAAACAGAUGAGAGCAUCGAUGAAGUGGAUCGAGCAGAACUUCUGGAACUAAUUGACUCACAAGAUUUCCUUGCGAUAGUAUUCUAUGAUGAAAAUGACGAAAAGGCUCAAAUUACGUUGAGACAUAUUGAACUUAUUGACGAUGAAGCUUCCGAAUAUGGAAUAAUGAUUGUAAAAUGCACAGACAAAUUAAUGGCAAAGAAAUAUGGCUAUCGAGAUCUUCCUGGAAUAUCUUAUUUCCGAAAAGGCAAACUAAUAAACUAUGAUGGAGACAUAGAUGACGAGGAAGAACUUCUCGACUGGUUAACAAAUCCCGACAAUAUGCAGCUAACAGAUCGAAUCGAAAGCGUCAAUAAACGAAUGUUUCAAAAAAUCAGACAAACCUCCGAUUAUGUUGCAGUUUUCUUUUAUAGUGAAGACUGUAAGCAAUGUGCAAAAGUUUUAACCGAAAUUGAACACAUAGACGACGAAGCAGAUGCAUCUGGUAUUAAUUUUGUAAAAAUACAUGACAAAGACAUGGCAAAGGAAUUUGGUAUUUUUGCCCUACCCGCGAUUGUAUUUUUCAAAACGGGAUCAAAGGAACCUCUAAUUUAUGCAGGUGACCUUUAUGAAGAAGAGUCUAUCUUGAACUGGUUGCUCACUCAACGAAAUCCAUCCGGUGACUUUAUUGAAGACUUGGAAGGGGCAAAACUACGAUCCUUGAUUGAAGAGUCCUCAUCUAUUGCGGUUUAUUUUUAUACUGAUGAUUGUGAGCAGUGUGCCGGAAUCUUGGAAAAACUAGAAAAUAUUGAUGAUGAUUGUGACCGACACAAAAUUACGUUUGUAAAAACACAGGACUUUGCAGUGGCAGAAUAUUAUGGAGUAACGGAUUUUCCUGUUUUGCUAUAUUUCGAGGACAACGUUCCAAAUGUCUACGAAGGACCACUCAAUGAAGAAGAAGAAGUAUUACAAUGGCUCAUACAACAAAAGACUGAGGAACGGAUUGAAUUGAUUACACGUGUAAUGUUAGAAAGCAUGGUGGACGAGACCCAAUAUCUUGCAGUAUAUUUCUACAAGCCAAAUUGUAACAUUUGUGAUCAAAUCUUGGAGAGACUAGAGCAAAUAGAUGAUGAGUGCGACGUUUUUGGCAUUCAUAUGGUCAAGAUUCAGGAUGCUCAGUUAGCCAAGCGUUAUUCUAUCAAAACUUUCCCGGGGCUUGUUUAUUUCAGAAAUGGAAAUCCACUUUUAUUUGAAGGAGAUUUAAACAAUGAGCAGUCAGUUUUAGAAUGGUUAAUCGAUGAUUCCAACAGAGAACUUGCUGAUGAAAUCGAAGAAGUAAAUGAUCGUAUGCUGGAUCGCUUAAUGAACGAGUCACCACUAUUAUGUGUAUUUUUUUAUGACGAAGACUGUGUCGAAUGUGAUGCUAUUCUGGAAGCACUUGAAUUGAUUGAUGGAGAAGCAGAUCAAUUUGGAAUUGACUUUGUUAAAAUUGCUAAUGUAGAAGCUGCCCACAAAUAUGGUGUAGUAAACAUUCCAUCAUUAGUCUAUUUCAGAAAACAAAAACCAUUGUUGUAUGAUGGAGAUUUACUUCAACAUGAAAAAAUUCUCAGUUGGUUGACAUCACAAGACAUUUUUGAAAUAAAGAAUGAAAUAGAAGAAGUCAAUAAGAAAAUGCUCGAUAAAUUACUUACCGAAAAUGAAUUUAUAUCUGUGUACUUUUAUGAACAAGAUCAAGAAGAAAGUGCUGUUGUUUUACAAAAAUUGGAAAACAUCGAUAGUGAAACAGACAAUUUAGAUAUAACUUUUGUAAAAAUGUCUGAUGCUAGGUAUGCUCGAAAAUGGGGUGUUGCUAAGCUUCCGGCACUAGUAUACUUUAGAAAACGUUUUCCAAGUAUAUAUAGAGGUGACCUUCACUCGGAAGAAGAUGUUCUAGAAUGGUUACGUAAGAACAGAUUUAGACAACCAGAGCUCAAUAUUUUCAUGUACAUUAUCAUCGCAAUAGCUAUAGGGUUCGUUAUUUAUACAGCAUUCUUAUUACGCUGUUUCAAAGUGCCACCAACACCUCCACCGGUCCAACCAGUUAAAGGAUAAACUACUAUGUCACGGAACAAUAAUCUUACACUCAAAGAAAAUUUUGUAUAAUAAAUAAAGAAAAUAAAUUUUACCAAAUA
This is a messenger RNA of Culicoides brevitarsis, 5283 nucleotides long. RefSeq lists its product as uncharacterized. Lineage: Eukaryota; Metazoa; Arthropoda; Insecta; Diptera; Ceratopogonidae. The transcript is spliced from 27 exons. Bases 29 to 5203 code for a protein of 1724 amino acids. The record is from RefSeq and is a predicted model, not a curated record.